Osmerus eperlanus (European smelt) is the source of this 4666-nucleotide messenger RNA. Its product is annotated as solute carrier family 25 member 36-A. Lineage: Eukaryota; Metazoa; Chordata; Actinopteri; Osmeriformes; Osmeridae. Gene Ontology annotation, cellular component: mitochondrion. Gene Ontology annotation, biological process: pyrimidine nucleotide import into mitochondrion. The record is from RefSeq and is a predicted model, not a curated record. The coding region runs from base 377 to 1312 and encodes 311 amino acids. Gene Ontology annotation, molecular function: pyrimidine nucleotide transmembrane transporter activity. The transcript has 7 exons.
UUCAGUGAGUGAUGCAAGGCGAACGAAUGUGAAUCAAGCCCGAGUGUGGGUGUAAGAUAUUCCACACGACUUGGAUGUAUUCGUUAAUGUAUUGAUAUACAGACAGUACACCACGUUAUUAUUUUCUAUACGAACGUGAAAACGUAAAAGUGCCGCCGCGAGGGUUUUCAAUGGUGAAAACGCAACGUUUGGCCGAGUGAGCUAGCUACGUUUGCUAGUUAGCCUGGUAGCUAUAUCCUCGUUUUUGCUACAAACUGAACUCCACGAAACGGGGACAUUGGAGUACUAAUAAGGUCAAGUUAUCCGCUCAUUCUCGCCAACAGCCCCUUCCCCCAACCCUGGUGUCCUUCGUACGGCCCUGAGAAUAUGAUACAGAAUGAGUCAGAGAGACACCCUUGUUCAUCUGUUUGCUGGAGGGUGUGGGGGAACGGUGGGGGCCAUCCUGACAUGUCCCCUGGAGGUGGUGAAGACCAGGCUCCAGUCGUCCUCCAUCACGCUCUACGUGUCUGAGGUGCAGCUGAGCACCGUCAGCGGGCCCAGCGUGGCCCGCAUGUCCCCGCCCGGGCCCCUGCACUGCCUCAAGUUGAUUCUGGAGAAGGAAGGACCUCGCUCCCUGUUCAGGGGCCUCGGGCCUACCCUGGUGGGAGUGGCCCCCUCUAGAGCUAUCUACUUUGCUGCGUAUUCCAGUGCCAAAGAGAAACUCAAUGGGGUGUUUGAGCCCGACUCCACACAGGUGCACAUGGUCUCAGCCGGCUUAGCAGGGUUCACCGCCAUCACUGCCACCAACCCCAUCUGGCUCAUUAAGACCCGGCUGCAGCUCGACGCCAGGAACCGAGGGGAGCGCAGGAUGAGUGCGUUCGACUGCGUGCGGCGGGUGUACCAGUCAGACGGCCUGCGGGGCUUCUACCGGGGCAUGUCGGCGUCCUACGCCGGCAUCUCAGAGACUGUGAUCCACUUUGUGAUCUACGAGAGCAUCAAGCGGCGCCUCCAGGAGGCCAAGGCCUCGCACACCAUGGAGGACGAGGAGGAGGCGUCCAAGGACGCGUCGGACUUUGUGGGGAUGAUGCUGGCCGCGGCCACGUCCAAGACCUGCGCCACCACCCUGGCUUAUCCACACGAGGUGAUCCGCACUCGGCUACGAGAAGAGGGCUCCAAGUACCGCUCCUUUUUCCAGACUCUGACCACAGUGCCCAAGGAGGAGGGCUACCGGGCCCUGUACCGGGGCCUCACCACCCACCUGGUGCGCCAGAUCCCCAACACCGCCAUCAUGAUGUGUACCUACGAGCUUGUGGUCCACUUACUGAACCGUUAACCCCUUCCGCACCCCACGUUUCACCCACUAAUGACCUGUGCCCCCCCACCUUACAUCCCCCCUACCUUAGUUUAACCCCCCACCCCCCCAAAAAAAUAAUAUACCCAACACUUUCAUAACUGUCCUGAGAAAGAUGAAGUUCAGAGUCCCUCCUCCCCCCCCCACUCCCCACAAAGAGGCCCCUUCCACCUCACCAAUCUGAAGAGGACUGGAGACUGUGGGUGCCCCCAUCCUGCUGAAACGAUAGCUAAACCAACACAGCUUAGGUUAGGGCGAGAGCGGCGGGAGCAGGCAGUGUGGGGCAGUGUGUGACCUCUGGAGGUACGGCUUUCCACAAACACUUCAGACUAAUUGUCUGGUAGAAGGCACCUGCUUGUGUGAGCACACAGAGGAAUCUGACUUAGGGGGGAACCCGUGACCUGUCGUAGAAACGUGUAACAAUACUAAUUAUCUUAAGCAUAUGUAACCCUACUCACUACUACCUACAUGGAGUUGAAUGUGUGAAACCAAAUGCUGUGUUUGCGACUGAAGGUUCAGUUAUUAGUUGUAAAACUAGUUCUUGAUUAAUCUACUUGUUGAAAUAGAGCUUACUCGCAUUGUAGAGGUCCCAAGCUAACUUCCUUAGCCGUACGGAGUGAUCAUGUAAAUGACUGCUAAAUGACUAAAUAUGUAAAAGUACACCUGGUAGAAACAGAACGGCUCGACGUGGCCUCGGCGUUUGUCGAGGAGGAAGUGGCUGUGUGAGACCCUGUGAAAGCUGACAUAGAAGUAGUAGAGAGGAGAUGGUGGGGGGUGCCUUGUGAGACGAUUCAAACAAACCUUUAGAAAUGCACAGCGGUGAUGGGAGGAGGAGGGGCGGUGGGAGGGGGGGGGGUCGGCAGAGUUGGGGCUGCAGCAGUGCAUAACCACGCAUGGCGAAGGUCCACUGCGCUUGCAUUAGGAACAACCCCCCCCUGACACGCACCAACACUCUCAUCACAUAUCAGCCUUGAGACCCCCUGGCGCCAAAAUGUAAUAUGACAUUUACAGGUGUACUGACAUCUGUACUUGAAGGACGUCUUAAUGCAGCUGCCUGUACUGGAUGUCUGUGUGGAAAGACAGUUCUGUAAAUCCGGCCUGUUUGUCACAUAACUAACCAGGCAGUGACAUCAUUCAAAUCUGGCCUUUUACCUCUCAUAGUCAGUGGUUAUUAUCGUAUGGAUCAGUAUCGAGAUGUAAGCUCGACCGCCAAUCAGAAUCCAAGCAUUCACACCUAGACUUACAGUAACUACUUGAAUGUAAACAAACCCAAGAAAUAACCAAACUAAAGACACUGGGAGUGAAAUUAAGACCAACUGUGUGAAUAUUUAAGAAAUAUUAACUGAUAAAACGAAUGAAAAACGUAACCAGUUUAACCUGCUAUUAGUUCUAAUAAGUGAUAGUGUUAUUGGAGAUGGAUCUUUGUAGACAUGAAGAUGUGACACAGUUUCAGAUUUCCACCCAGGUGACGGGGUGAAACGACAGCAUUUGAGGCGGGAGGCGACGGGACAGCGUGCCCCUGUGACCCCUCCCCACACAUCCCUCCCCCAGACAACUGUCCUUUUUAACGCACUUUUCUGUUGCUCUCUUUGGUCCACAGUUGCUCCCCCCCCCCCCCUUUUAUUUGGCAUCCGCUAUUUUCUCUGUGUCCGAACGGUAACGUGUGACUGGCAGGGGCGAUCCUAUGUCAAGUGGUCACUUUGAAUAACGUGUGCAUUGUACAGUUAAGCCUGUGUUUGGGGAAGGCUGGGGAGCUCUGUCUCUGUGGCAUGUGUGAAAUGCGUGCACCAGAAGGACGAACUCCCGCAUCCUUUCCCCCUUCCAUGUGCGUUAUGCAGUAAACGUACGGUUAGAAGAAGACAAACUGUUUUCGUGAAAGAAAACAAUAGAGCUGCAUUUCAACUGAUAAAAGAUGUUUCAUUUUGAAACUGUUUUACUAUAUCUCAUGUCGUUUUUAAAUAGGACUGUUUUGUUUUUCCGACAAUCUUUCGUUGGAGCUGUAAGACACUUUUCGAGUUUGGCCUCCAUUCAUUUAUUUGUCAUUUACCUUUUCUGUCAUGUGUUGUGAAAACUGUGAGAAUCCAACGUUCAUCUCAUUCGUGUUGUGUUUACAUCCACCCACGUAACCAUGGAGAUGCCCUUCCAUACUGACCUUACCCAGCUCACAAGACGUGCCCAGAGCCACACUAACGUAGGCACGUCUUGUGGUAGUCACUGGCCUAAAUGUUCAACUAGUCGUAGACUAUACUCAGAUCCUGAGAUCUCCUGAAUUCAGUAUCAAAUACCCCCAAAAAGCUGAACCUUAAGUGUUAUUUAAAAAUGUAUGCUCUGGUCUCAGUUCCCUGCCUAUAUAUGCAUGCUCGCUCAAAUCUGCAAUCAGCAUAACCAGUGAGAAUUGAAGGUGAUGAAGCGAUUGCGACAUGGUAGCCAUUGGUUGUACACUGUAUGCGCCUCUUGCUCGGCCUUCACCGAGCUGCCCUGUCACAAUCCAAGGUCCAGAGCCGACGAGGCACGCAGAAAGGUCCAGACAUGCCCCACCCCCUGUAUCAGGCUUCACUCACAACACACAUGGAAGGAUCUAUGUCGAUCUAUGUCUCUCACGUUCUCUCUGCAUGUUUAAAAUAUGAAGAGUGGACAUGUCAUCACCACACAUCUGUCAUUUUAAACACAUGCUGCUGUGUAUGAACCUUGAGCCAAUGGGUGGUUUAAUGCUGCUUCUGAUGUUGGGGCACCACUCAAUGGGUGUGCAUGUUUAGGAAGCCUGGGUAGCUUAGGUGGGUGGAUACUUCCAGAUUGACAUUUCUUGCAAUUGUAGCCCAAAGGGGAGACUGAACAUGCACAGCCCGGCACCCAGGGUCAUGGUGCUGGCAGUUCUCAUUGGUUUGCGAGACAGAAGAUGCUCCGUGCGAGCCUCUGUUGUAUUUACAGGUUUAUGCAUUGCAAAGUGUGGGGCUGUUGUGUAUUGUAUUGUUUGGUGAUAUGGGAUGCACAGCCUCACAUGGUUCUCCUUUUGUCCCCCAAUGUUUGGUGUGUGUGUGUGUGUGCGUGCCUGUGUGUAUGUGUGUGUGUGUGUCAGUGACGGCACAUUCACUAACAUUUCAUGUCAUUCUUGUUUUGUUUGUGUGUGUGAGCUCGUAGGAGUAUGCACUCUAACCCAGAACCGCUAACAGUGUUGCUUCCUCCCCCAUGUUCUCAUUUCUUUUGUUUGUCCAUUCUGUAUUUUUUUUUUUCUUCUCGUGGUGUUUUCUGAGCCUACUGGAAGUGUGGCUUAUUCUAUGCAUUCUCAACCCCUGGUUUUGUAAAAUAGAAAUCAAUAAAAUGGAAAGAGUGCAAGUA